GAAUAACCGGAACGGCGUGUAGCAUAACCAACAAAUUAAACGUUCACUGAUCAUUUGUUGUUUAUUGAGUAUUUAAUCCCAAAGAAACGAUAUGCUCAGUAGAACGAGAUUAUUGACACGCAAUUUAAGCGCAAGGAAUUGUGCGUAUCCUUGCGCUGAACAUUUGCAGGAUGGAACAUGUACAUACCCAUUUAAUUCUAUGCAAGUUCGGUUAAAGUCUGAUACACCAAUUAACACGUGCAUUCUAUUUGUCCCACAACAAGAGGCAUGGAUAGUAGAAAGAAUGGGAAGAUUUUAUAAAAUACUAGAACCUGGAUUUAAUAUACUCAUUCCUAUCGUCGAUCGUAUCAGAUAUGUUCAAAGUUUAAAAGAGAUUGCCAUUGAUGUACCAAAACAAAGUGCAGUUACAUCAGAUAAUGUUACUCUUAAUAUCGAUGGUGUCUUAUAUCUGCGGAUAAAUGAUCCAUACAAGGCUUCAUAUGGAGUAGAAGAUCCUGAAUUUGCCAUAAUUCAAUUAGCCCAAACCACCAUGAGAUCAGAAUUAGGAAAAAUUUCAUUGGAUAAGGUUUUUCGAGAACGAGAAGGUCUUAAUGUUGGAAUUGUUGAAAGCAUUAAUAAAGCUAGUGAAGCAUGGGGAAUUACUUCUCUUCGAUAUGAAAUUCGUGACAUAAGACUGCCACCUAGGGUUCAAGAAGCCAUGCAGAUGCAGGUUGAAGCUGAAAGAAAGAAAAGAGCUGCUAUCCUAGAAUCUGAAGGAAUACGUGAAGCUGAUAUAAAUGUUGCAGAAGGAAAACGUACAGCUAGAAUUCUUGCUUCAGAGGCUGAGAAGCAAGAACAGAUUAACAAAGCAUCAGGUGAAGCUGCAGCCAUGUUAGCAGUGGCGGAAGCACGUGCAAAAGGUUUACAAGUAAUCUCUAGUUCUUUAGGUUUACGAGAUGGUAAAAAUGCUGCAGCUUUGAGUAUUGCAGAGCAGUAUGUCCAAGCAUUUAAUAAAUUAGCAAAAACAAAUAAUACAUUGAUAUUACCUAGCAAUGCUGGGGAUGUACCAAAUUUUGUAACACAGGCUAUGUCAAUUUACAAGCACAUACUUCCACGGGAUACAGCAAAUGAUGAUACAUCUUCACAUUUUCCAAAUAAAGUUCCAGUUGGUAUUGAGACAUCUGAUGAAGUAUAUGAAUAUUUCAGUGAUAAAGAAGAAGCAGAGAAACAUAGAAAAAUGGACAAACAAGCCCCAAAAAUAUCAUAAUGUUAAGAAAGAGAAUUAAAGUUUUAUGAGUACCUUCAA
Messenger RNA from Orussus abietinus, 1285 nucleotides. It is a transcript of the gene Stoml2, whose product is annotated as stomatin-like protein 2, mitochondrial. The record is from RefSeq and is a predicted model, not a curated record. Lineage: Eukaryota; Metazoa; Arthropoda; Insecta; Hymenoptera; Orussidae. The coding region runs from base 92 to 1246 and encodes 384 amino acids. Gene Ontology annotation, cellular component: membrane. The transcript has 7 exons.